AUGUCUAGAGAAAAUGAGAAUCGAGAGACAUACCACACGACCGAGAUCACAAAGAUUAAGAAGGACAUAGACCGUAUGCAGAAGGUAUCUGACGAGUUACUAGCGGAGGUAAAUCACCUCAUAUCCCUUCGAAAUGGUUGUGGCCUUGAUGGCUUGUCUCAAACCGAGAUUGAUAAAUUAACAUCAGAUACACGUAAGAAGAUUAAAGGGCUGAGUAGACAGUUACGUCCUCGGGACCAUCCUGUCAACAAGCCAAACCUUGUCCCAAGGGCUUCAGAUGUUGCACCUGAAGGAGGGAGAAACAUGAAACCAUCUGAUGACGUGGAUGAUGAGAUGAAGAAGAACCAUCAUCAAGGAGAGAGCAGCAAGUCUGGUGAUGUGGACGAUGAUGAUGAUACCUUGUCUUUAAGUGGGUGGAUUAUAAAUAAUAAUUAA
Molecule: messenger RNA, 435 nt
Organism: Eruca vesicaria subsp. sativa (arugula)
Lineage: Eukaryota; Viridiplantae; Streptophyta; Magnoliopsida; Brassicales; Brassicaceae
Source: the annotation of a GenBank genome assembly